AGGGGGGCUGAAGAGAAAAAUGGGACCCACUGUCGGUCCUGUCCCCGUGCCGGUAUCCCGGGAGAACGAGCGCGGUGCAUGCUGGGAAUUGUAGUUCCCGGUGACUACAGCGCCCACCGCGUGACCGGCGCCGGACCAAUCGCAGUGGGCCCCGCGUCGCCGUGGCAACCGGCUGUCAACAAGAUGGCGGCGGGGGGUGCAGCUCAUGCUGAUGUGGAGCUCAUGUCCUCUCUGGUGGAAAAAAUCUCUCUGUUGGAACAAAAAAUAGAGAAACAAGCACAAGAAAUCGAGCUGAAGGACAGGAGGAUCGCCGAGCUCCAGGAGAAGAUAAAGGCUCUUCAGGAAGGGGAAGAUGCUUCUGACUCACCCACCACAGAAGAACUGGAAAUGAGGUGCCUUCAGCUGCAGAGCCAGGUCUGGGAGAUGGAGCGGUUCCUGAAUGACUAUGGCCUGGUUUGGGUUGGAGAGGCACGGCACCAGCUGGGAGACACAGAAUCCCUCUGGGAGGAAGAGGAGCUGCCAGCAGGGAACCUCUGCAAGCCAGGUGAGGCCGUUGUUCGCAAACACCAGAUUGAUUUUGAUUUAAUCCUGGAGAACAUUAAGGAUUUGAACUCGCUGGUCGGAGAGGGCAUUUCUCAGAUCGAGCACACGGCCCGGGGGGCUCGGCUGAGGCAGCCGGAGCCCCUCCCUCUGACCCUGUACCGAAAUGGGAUCGUCGUGGGACACGGAGCCUUCCGGCCCUACCAGCACCCAGCCACGCAGCAAUGCCUGCAGGACAUCAUGGAUGGUUAUUUCCCCUCAGAGCUGCAGCCACGCUACCCCGAAGGUGUCCCCUUGCAGGUCACUGACAGGAGGGAUGUGGUAUUUCAGAAGCCAGACCUUCCAGGGAGCUUUCCUGGCCUUGGCCAGGUGGUGGGUACUUCAGAAUCCAACAGGGUGCAAGAAACCUCCAAGAUCCCAGGUCCCAAAGCCUUCUGGGAGCAGGUUCCCAACAAGCUUUCCCAGCCCCUGCAGCAUAGAGGGAGAGUGGGCAGUGCCCGAGGCGUGGCCGGAGCAGCGCCACAGGGUUCUGAUGGGCAGCAGAGGAGCAAGGAAAUCCUGGUGGAAACACCUGGGCUGGCUGCCCUGCAGAGGGUGAAGCCAGAUGAGGAGGCUGGAGCUCCUGGCCCUGAUUGCUGCACCCUGCGCGUCAGAUCCGAGAGUGGCGAGCAGACGUACGAGCUGAGGAUGCUGCUCACAGACACCAUCGGGGACCUCCGCCAGCACCUCGCCCACAUCAGGGGUGGAAACUCGGACUAUGAGAUCAUCAGCACCUUUCCCCAGAGGGUGUACACGGACAGCUCCAGGAGCCUGCAGGAAUGUGGGCUGGUCCCCAGGGCCUCCCUGCUGCUCCGCAGGAGAGACCCCUCCCAGCAGGAGGGGAGGGGGCUGCAAACAGCCUAAGAGCUGCUCACCCCCAGCUCUGCACAGGGAGGGAGCUGCCUCUCACCUUACCCGACCUGCCCUGGCUGGGAAGAAGGGAGAGGUUUUCUUUCCAGAUUCAGUUUCACUGUGCCACUACCUGGGAUGGAGAAGAGCUGGGAGCAGUCAUUUGGCCACUCCCUUUGGCAGAGGGGGCCAGGCCCAGUCCUGCUGCCUCACAGUGGCUGCUGUUCCCCAGGACAGCUGGGUCCCAGCAUAGGGACACUUCCAGCAGCUCACCUGGGCUCCAGGCCUGGCUCCUCAUCUCCGUGCAGGGUCACACAGGCUGCCCCCUGCCCAGGGGACCGUGCCAGCCUCACCCCAGCACUGGGCAGUUGCUUAGCAGUGCUCAGAGACUGGAGCAGCAGGAUGGAUACACAGCCAGGGGCAGUUUGCUUCCUGCACACAGCUGCUCCCUACAGAUCUCACCUGCGCUGACAGCAGGGGACAAACAGGCUCAGUUCUACGGUCUCUGCCGGAGCUAAACCUGAAGGCCUCGAGCCAUUGCAGUGCUGGGGCUGAGCCAGGCUCGGCUCAGCCCUGCUACUGGGUUUCCUGUACGUGCACAGCUCCUUCCCUUGGACAACCCCCAGCUGCAGCGGGGCCCAGGCUCCAGCCUGCCUGGAGGUACCCGCCCUCCUCCUCCCGCUGCUGGAUGCUGCAACAGGACACCGUGACAUUGGAGACAAGCAUACUCCUUCCGUGCUCUCUGCCCAACCCUGAACAAAGCAUCUUCCUCCCUGUCCCGUGGGCUGGGGCUGCACUUUUCCCUUUCCCCAGCACAUUCUUCCCAUUCCAGCUGUGACAAGCUCUCACUUGACUCCCAGCUGACAACACUCCCACUCUUGUGAGGCAGGGCCUUCUGGCAGGUUCCCUCUUCGCACAGACCCAGCCCUCAUUAAGGGCUCCCAAUAAAACCCUUUAUUUCAGCUGCAA
This is a messenger RNA of Vidua macroura (Pin-tailed whydah), 2397 nucleotides long. RefSeq names its product UBX domain protein 11 (gene UBXN11). Bases 79 to 1443 code for a protein of 454 amino acids. Gene Ontology annotation, molecular function: ubiquitin binding. Lineage: Eukaryota; Metazoa; Chordata; Aves; Passeriformes; Viduidae. The record is from RefSeq and is a predicted model, not a curated record. The transcript is spliced from 12 exons. Gene Ontology annotation, biological process: proteasome-mediated ubiquitin-dependent protein catabolic process.